Messenger RNA from Sphaeroforma arctica JP610, 351 nucleotides. RefSeq lists its product as hypothetical. NCBI's taxonomy places the organism in Eukaryota, Ichthyosporea, Ichthyophonida. Bases 1 to 351 code for a protein of 116 amino acids. The record is from RefSeq and is a predicted model, not a curated record. The transcript has a single exon.
AUGACGAUCAAGAGAGUGUGGCACGGCUAUACUACCACCGAGAACGCCGACGCAUAUCAGACUCUAUUGAUAUGUGAAGUUUUACCGAGAAUUAAAGCCAAAAACAUACCAGGACUCACAAACAUCGAAGUAAUGCGGUACAAACACGAAGAAACGAACACAAACGGCAAGAUAGGAGAGACAGGAGAAGUCGAGUAUGUAGUUACGAUCACAUAUGAAACACUUGCGCAUGUGGUGACCUUCGCGGGUAUGGACUACGAGAAGGCAUAUCUGCCAGAGAAAGCGCGGACGUUGCUAGCGCGAUACGAUGACAGAUGCAUGCACUACGAGGUUGUUGACGUCGUGACAUAG